UAAAUUUUGUUUAUUUUCUUGACACGCACUGUCACGAAUGUCAACAAGCGCAUGACACAUUCUUAUUAUUUUAGCACCUGACGUUCAUUUUUUAAGUGAGCUCAUAAUCACUGCGUACUUCAAAGAAAGAUGGCGAAGAUUGCGUUUAUUCUCUUAAUUUUUAGUUGCAUUUUCUUGUUUGAAAUUUCUGGAGCUAUGAUGACUGGAGCCUACAGCAGGAAGCAAGUAAAUUCUACUGAUGUAAAGCAAUAUGCAGAUUUUGCUGUUGCAGAGCUGUCGAAGAAAAUGAAUUCACCUUAUCACUGGAAAACCCAAGAAAUAUUGGGAGUUCAAACACAGGUUGUUUCUGGUGUAAACUACAAGAUAAAUGUGACAAUGGGAGCAACAGAAUGCAAGAAAAAUCAAUCAAAAGCUAAUCUCGAACAGUGUGAAUUUCUUGAGAGUAUGGAGCCUAAAACUUGUGAAUUCACUGUUUGGGUGCAAGCCUGGAAGGAAGGCAAUGAGAGAACUAAGCUCACUCACUCUUCCUGUCAAUAACACUUUGUUUUUUUUUUUUUUUUGUCUCACAAUGUGAUUUGAAGUUAAUUUUUUAGUGUGAAAAAUACAUUUU
Messenger RNA from Uloborus diversus, 610 nucleotides. Its product is annotated as L-cystatin-like. Bases 130 to 537 code for a protein of 135 amino acids. Gene Ontology annotation, molecular function: cysteine-type endopeptidase inhibitor activity. The transcript is spliced from 3 exons. NCBI's taxonomy places the organism in Eukaryota, Metazoa, Arthropoda, Arachnida, Araneae, Uloboridae. The record is from RefSeq and is a predicted model, not a curated record.